AUGUCUGCGAAGGCCUCCGCUUUCUCCAUCGAUGCUAUCAUGACUGCCACGCCUGCUAGGGCCUCUGCUAAGUCUACCUCCUCUCAACAUAGUCCUGUAAGUCCCAAGUCGGAGGGUCGACUGCUGCGACGAAGUUGGUCAAGUCUCCUUAGCAAUGAAGAGACCUCGCCACCUCCAACAAAGUCCCCACGACUACCCUUCCAUCCGUCAUCUCCACUGGUUCAUCAAGACGCCCAAAUACCACCCCCAUGUGAGAGCCUGUUAAGCCUUUCGAAAUCUGAUGAAUCAGUUGUACUGCCGAGUCUUAGGAGUAGCAACUUUCCUUGUCGAACAACCGGAGGAACAGGCGACUUAGCACAAGCUCAAUGUCAUCUGGAAACCCGGGAACUGUGGCAAAAAUUUAAUGAACUCGGCACUGAAAUGAUUAUCACCAAGUCGGGAAGACGAAUGUUUCCCGUAAUGCGAGUGUCCUUCACCGGUCUCCGACCAGGACAGAAGUACACUGUGUUGAUGGACAUUGUUCCAGUUGACAAUAAACGCUAUCGCUACGCAUACCACCGAUCCAGUUGGUUGGUAGCAGGCAAGGCUGAUCCCGAAACCACCGAACAACAGCGAAGACGUCGUCGAUGUUACCUGCAUCCCGAUGCACCAUUCACUGGCGAACAGUUGGCUCGCCAGACGGUUUCAUUCGAGAAACUCAAACUGACCAACAACCUGCUUGACAAGCACGGUUAUAUAAUUCUCAACUCAAUGCACAAAUACCAGCCACGAAUUCACUUGGUGAGACGACCGAGAUGCAGUUUCUCAUCGGAUACACUCACUUCUCUGCCUGCGGAGGAGAUAAAGACGUUUGAAUUCCCCGAAACCGUCUUUAUUGCGGUGACCGCCUACCAGAACCAACUUAUAACAAAACUGAAAAUUGACUGCAAUCCAUUCGCCAAGGGCUUCCGUGAUUCAUCGCGUCUGUCCGACUUCGAACGGUGA
This is a messenger RNA of Echinococcus granulosus, 984 nucleotides long. RefSeq names its product T-box transcription factor TBX20. Lineage: Eukaryota; Metazoa; Platyhelminthes; Cestoda; Cyclophyllidea; Taeniidae. Bases 1 to 984 code for a protein of 327 amino acids. Gene Ontology annotation, biological process: positive regulation of DNA-templated transcription; regulation of transcription by RNA polymerase II; heart development. The record is from RefSeq and is a predicted model, not a curated record. Gene Ontology annotation, molecular function: DNA-binding transcription factor activity, RNA polymerase II-specific; RNA polymerase II cis-regulatory region sequence-specific DNA binding. The transcript has 6 exons. Gene Ontology annotation, cellular component: nucleus.